ACUUAGAUUUCUAAAAUGAAUAUACCAAUAGUAGAUAUUGCAAGAUGUGGACUAACAGUGGAAAGCGAAGAAAAAGUCUCGGAGGCUGACCUAUUUGACAUUGGGAAAAAGUUAUAUGAAGCGUUCUCAUCCUCAGGCUUUGCUUACGUAACUAAUCAUGGUAUUCCAGAUGAAAUCAUAAAAGAUUUGAAUAAAGUCGGCGAGGAAUUUUUCUCCCAUUCUCUCGAGUAUAAGAUGAAGUUUGCUUCAAAAAGUAUCGGGCUUUGCUACGAUAACUAUCAAUCUUUCCAAGCAAAUUUGGAACGACCGCAUGAUAUGAACGAGGGCAUUCGCUUCCCUGCUAAUAUGGGAGACAACGAGUGGCCUGAUGUCGACAAUUUGAAAGUAAGAGUGACGGAAAUGCAACGUUUAUGUAGAAUAUUGCUGAUGAGAGUUUUGAAAGCUCUCGGACGGGCAAUGCGAUUAAGCGAUAAAAACUUGUUCGCCAAGUCACAUGAAUUAGUUGGCAAAGAUGGCAACACAUCAUGCUUUAAAUUUAUAAACUAUCCUGCCUUGGGACCUGGCGUUGAAAUACUUGAAAACCAGAUUAGAUGUGGAGAACACACUGAUUUUGGCUCGUUAACCUUUCUGUUCCAAGAUGAUAUUGGCGGACUACAAGUAAAAACUUUAGACGGAAAUUUUGUUGACGUGAGACCUAUUCCUGGCACAAUGCUCGUUAAUGUCGGUGAGAUGCUGCAUUAUUGGAGCGGUCAGCGUUUGAAAGCAACAGUCCACCGAGUGGUGAACCCAACAGACGAAUCUCGAAAAAUGAAGCCAAGAAGAUCUUUUGUGUAUUUUGCCAACGUUGAUAACGACGUUUCGUUAGACGAGUUAGAUUUUGAUGAUGAUCUUAGGAAAAACGGAAAACAUGAGGCAAUUACAUCACUUGAACUUUUUAACAGACUUUUUGCCAUGAAAUGUCAUAACAAUCAGAAAAACUAAUCAACAUGUAUAUAAAGUGUGUUCGUAAAGUCCCAAACUUUGCUUUUGCUGGUACCCCGUCUCACGCCAUUGUUUGUGGCAGUCAAAAGUCAGCCACCAUGGUUUGGCAUUCCUGCCAUGGUUUUGUGGCGACGUCAUAACUGCACUUGCUUUUGGGGGCAAAAAAUAUAUACAUGGCAGCCUUAGAUGCUUUUUAAAUUUAAAAUGUUUCCAAGAUUCAAGAACACGCUGUAUAUCAAGGAUUGUAAUGUAUUUGUAUCUAUAUUCCAUUUAAUCGAAUCUUAUUAAAAUUUAUUUUUCAUGCUUAUAUUUUUUAUUAUGCUUUGUCAAUUCAUAUAAUUUUCUGGGUCAAACCAUGUGCCGUAAAUUGGGAUGGCAACGCUGAAAAAAAAAAUUUUGGUGCUUUCAAUAUUAGUAACUCCCUAAAGUUGUUGAUUUACGAAAUUUUUAUUAUGCUGAUGCAGUAUUUACCAAUUAAUUCAUAUAACUGUUAUGGCUGACAUUUUCUUUUAAUUUUUUUGUCAUUAUGCAGUAUAUAACAAUUCAUAUAUUACAUAUAUAUCAUUUUUCACAGA
Messenger RNA from Styela clava, 1556 nucleotides. RefSeq lists its product as uncharacterized. NCBI's taxonomy places the organism in Eukaryota, Metazoa, Chordata, Ascidiacea, Stolidobranchia, Styelidae. The record is from RefSeq and is a predicted model, not a curated record.